AUGUCGAGGGCACACAACACACGAGCGGCGGCGGAAGGUGUGGAUUGUCUCAGGACGGCAGGCUCAGGGGCGGGCGGAAGGGGCGAUCUCCAGGGCAACGGCGGGCGAAGCAUGCCGUGCAAGUUUGACGGCAGCGGAUGCCGAGCAAAGCACCAUCGAUCCACUCACUCGCGCCGAGCCGAGGAUUCGAGCUGCGUUGAGGCGUCGCGCGCUGUCCCUGCCGCUGCGCUUGUUGAAACCUUGCGCGACCCUCGAAACUACCGCAGCAUUGUCGGCGUCACUCAUGCAUACGGUGCAUGCUGGACUCGAUCGUCACCUGGCGUGCGAGAUGAUGGGCUGAACCCGACCGACGGCGUCCACCCACAAUCGUGCGCCAAGGUCGGCGUGCUCGCACGCAUUGAUGCACCCCAGCCUGCAGGCGUGCUUUUCGUUGGCGUCUCAAUGCAGCCAUCCCCACGCACCAGAGUCAAGGCUGACCCGCGUGUCAGACGACGCACCAGUCCCGCCAAGCCCACACUUGUCGUGGCUCGAGCUGGCAACAUGUUGAGGCGUGCAUUGAGAAAAGCUGCCAAGCUUCGGGAAGCGGCUCGGCCUUCGUCGAUAACAAAAGUGCAAGACCAGCGCAGAGUCAAGGCUGUGUACGCGACAGGCCCAAAAGCGCAACACCGCGUGUGCGCCUACAGAGGUGCAGAAGCGCAUGCACCCCUGAACGCAGCCAUGUCGAUCAUCUUGCAGGCGACCACGCCGCCGUCUCAAAGCAAUGUCACUCCCGAAAAGGAUGGCAAUCGCAGAAGAAAUCGAAGUCAGUCGGAUUCAUCGGGCGAUUUCAUCACCGAUCUGUCAAUGUCACCAGCCUCGUCGGGAGUCGGCAAUUCGAAGGCGCUGAAUUUUCCCCCUCUCGGCUGGGAUUUUUUCCUGCCCUGCUCGGAGCUUCGCCAGGGUCCACGCAAAGCCAGGAGGAGCUCGACACCCUCAUCCGUUGCUCCCAUUUCCGACACCAUCACCGGCAACAUCCCUUUCAACACGUCAAGAUGGAUCUCGGAGCGUUCGAUAAAGAAAAAGUCGGGUCCUACGCAUCCAUACUCACGAAGAGCCACGCAGCUGGCCAGAGUAGCACAUCGCAAGGACAAGCUCAACACCGCCAAGGCUAUCCGCGGUCGCUCGUCCAACGCAAAGGUCGACCGUCUCUCCACCCUCAUCCUCAUGCUUCCCGACGAGCUCGAUGCGUUGCCCGAUCUGGCUGCCGUCCAUGCUUUCGUCGCAGACACCUUCCUCACACGCCACGAGGACGAGCUCCAAGAACUCAAAGCAGAGCGCAGGCCGGGUCGUCCCCCACACAAGCGCGAGCUCGAGAUCAAGGAGCUGAUGGCAAAGGAGAACCAGGAAUACCUCGAGGGCUUUGAGCUCCCAGACCUCACCAGCGCCACAAACGUCAAAUUGCUGCGCGACUGGCAGGGCGACCCGCAGGCUUUGCCCCUGUUCCGUAUGGUGCGCAUCAGCGCCAGAUACCCUGAACAGUCCAAGCUCAUGCAUCCUGGCAACCACAAGCUCUUGCAGCUCGAGCUGAAGCAGCAGCAAGACGCAACCUCGGCCGACGCCGCCGCCGACAUGGACACCACCACGUCCGACUCCCAAGAUACCAGCUCUUUCCAGCGCGUUGGUGAAUUUGCACAGAUGGGCUGA
Moesziomyces aphidis is the source of this 1683-nucleotide messenger RNA. NCBI's taxonomy places the organism in Eukaryota, Fungi, Basidiomycota, Ustilaginomycetes, Ustilaginales, Ustilaginaceae. The record is from the annotation of a GenBank genome assembly.